This is a messenger RNA of Boeremia exigua, 1902 nucleotides long. RefSeq names its product eukaryotic initiation factor-like protein 4A-I. The transcript has 4 exons. The record is from RefSeq and is a predicted model, not a curated record. Bases 244 to 1434 code for a protein of 396 amino acids. Gene Ontology annotation, molecular function: ATP binding; RNA helicase activity; RNA binding. NCBI's taxonomy places the organism in Eukaryota, Fungi, Ascomycota, Dothideomycetes, Pleosporales, Didymellaceae.
CCUUGGAUUGUUGGAGGUCGCCCCAGAACAAAACUAAGCGCGGGCGAGCUAGCGCACUUUCGGGGGUCAUAAAAAAUCACUUUUGCCCCGCCGCUUGUCUCUGCCCUCACCCACCGACAACUUUUCAAACACAACAUACAAAACAGCAGCGGUCACCUUACGGUCCCUCUGCUACUCCAAUACAACCAGUUCUCUCCCGACUACAGGCAGUGCCAGUAGUCUUUCGCACACCAAACCGCAAUCAUGGCUGACAAGGGUCUUGAGGACGUGCCUGAGGGCCAGAUCGAGUCCAACUACGAUGAGACCACCGACUCGUUCGACAACAUGAACCUGAAGGCUGAGCUCCUCCGUGGUGUCUACGCCUACGGUUUCGAGCGCCCUUCUGCUAUCCAGCAGCGCGCCAUCAUGCCCGUCAUUAAGGGCCACGAUGUCAUCGCGCAGGCUCAGUCCGGUACGGGUAAAACCGCUACCUUCUCGAUCUCCACCCUCCAGAAGAUCGACUCCUCCGUCAAGGCCUGCCAGGCUCUUAUCCUCGCCCCUACCCGCGAGUUGGCCCAGCAGAUCCAGAAGGUCGUCAUCGCCAUCGGUGACUUCAUGGACAUCUCCUGCCACGCCUGCAUUGGUGGUACUUCCGUCCGUGACGACAUGAAGGCCCUCCAGGACGGUCCCCAGGUCGUCGUCGGUACUCCCGGCCGUGUCCAGGACAUGAUCCAGCGCCGUGUUCUUAAGACCGACUCCAUGAAGAUGUUCGUCCUUGACGAGGCCGACGAGAUGCUGUCCCGCGGUUUCACCGAGCAGAUCUACGAUAUCUUCCAGCUUCUGCCCCAGUCCACCCAGGUCGUUCUCCUGUCCGCUACCAUGCCCCAGGACGUCCUCGAGGUCACCACCAAGUUCAUGCGCGACCCCAUCCGUAUCCUCGUCAAGAAGGACGAGCUUACCCUUGAAGGUAUCAAGCAGUUCUACAUUGCCGUCGAGAAGGAGGACUGGAAGCUCGAUACUCUCUCCGACUUGUACGAGACCGUCACCAUCACCCAAGCCGUCAUCUUCUGCAACACCCGCAGGAAGGUUGACUGGCUCACCGACAAGCUCACUGCCCGUGACUUCACUGUCUCCGCCAUGCACGGUGACAUGGACCAGGGCCAGCGUGAUGUCAUCAUGAAGGAGUUCCGUUCCGGAUCUUCCCGUGUCCUCAUCGCCACUGACCUCCUCGCCCGUGGUAUCGAUGUCCAGCAGGUUUCCCUGGUCAUCAACUACGACCUUCCCGCCAACCGCGAGAACUACAUCCACCGCAUCGGUCGUGGUGGACGUUUCGGACGAAAGGGUGUUGCCAUCAACUUCGUCACCGCUGACGAUGUCCGCAUGAUGCGCGAGAUUGAGCAGUUCUACAGCACACAGAUCGAGGAGAUGCCCAUGAACGUGGCUGACCUCAUCUAAACAGCUGUUCCUUGCUUUCCAAUCACUGUCCUCCAUCCCCACUCAGUAAAUCGAGUGGUGCGACUGGCAUAGACGCGGUGGUGAUUAAUUCGGACGCGCCUGCGAGAUCAGGCGUGCUUUGUUGAUUCGGCACAAAAGCGAUAAGUGGGACGAGCGGUCGUCUACCCAUCGCGGCAUCUUGGCGUUUGUCCUUUUCAUGUGCGAAAUGAUUUCCCCAAAAGAAUGUUUCUUGCAGAUGAUAGAGACGUCAGUUGGCUGGGAUGUUUUUCUAUGCAAUCUACUGUUUCUUAGCUAUUUCUCAUGGGCUUUUUUGUUCUCCGAGGAUGUGCUACGAUCGAUCGAGGCAUGCCCGCGCGAUGGAAUACGCUUCCCGUGGUCACGCUUGUCUACGAUAACGAUCAUGAGUUUCCUUUCAUAUAGAGAUGCAGUUCAAUUGCAUGAUAGUCACUGAAAAGUUCCCUGUUCUGA